AUGACCGACGUGGCUGCCAGGAAUGACGGCGACAUCUCUCCUGAAGACGUUCCUCUCCCUCGAAGCUCUAUGAUCACCGUCCGACUCUCCGAGGUCGACCUAAAACCACUUGUCCAUGCAGUCUUGGAACAAGACGCUCCUCAGGACCCGUCGGCUCCACAGAGCAGUCCUUCCUCUACACGAUCCAGUCGGUCUUCUUCGCAAACAUCAGACAGUUCUACCUCAAUCGACACUGUCGACUGGGAAGAAUUGGACAAGACUGAGGAGCAGGAAGCCAAGGAUGACGCCACUGAUGAGUCCACCGCCCUCCUGUUAGCUCGCCUAGAGAAAGAAAAUGCUGCCUUAGCAAUUGACCCUAAGGCCAACAUCGCGCCCCCGACAUCUCGGCCACGCAAAAACACCCGACCAAUGUCAGUGCAGCAGCUGAAGAGGAUGAUUGACGGGCCACAACGGCAGUCAUUGGACGAUCCCCUCCUUCCGGCUUUGCUGAUGAAGGAGGGAGAGUUCUGGGCUGUCCUCGUCCAAGACUAUGCACAAACCGCCCAGCGCUUGCCCACUCUGACAGCCAACAAGAUUCGUGGAGGGGUUCCCGUCUUCUUGCGUGGCGUUGUGUGGCCCAGUAUCGCCCGAGCUAGUGACCCUCAACUCCAUGCAGAAUAUCAUAAACUUGCCGAUCGUCCGAGUCCGUACGAUGCCUUGAUUGGGAAAGAUGUUGGGAGGAGCUUUCCAAAAGUUGAUAUGUUUCGAGAAAAGGAUGGCGAGGGCCAAAAGAUGCUGGGCCGAGUCCUGAAGGCCUUCAGUCUGUAUGAUGAGAAGAUUGGCUACUGUCAAGGCCUUGGCUUUGUUGUCGGCCCUCUACUCAUGUACAUGAGUGAGCCAGAGGCUUUUGCAGUCCUCGUCAAGCUUAUGGAGGAUUAUGACCUUCGAUCAUGCUAUCUCCCCGACUUAUCUGGCCUCCACCUGCGAAUAUUUCAAUUUCAACAACUGCUGCAAAAUCACCUCCCAGAAUUGGCACAACAUCUUGAAAACCUAAAGAUUGAACCACUCUAUGUCUCGCAGUGGUUUCUAUCCUUCUUUGCAGUUACUUGCCCCUUGCCGAUGCUGCUUCGAAUCUACGACGUUAUUCUAUCCGAGGGAGCAACCGAAACACUCAUGAGAGUGGCUCUAUCUCUAAUGCAACGCAAUCAAAAGAAGCUUAUUGCCUACACCGAAUUCGAGGACGCCAUGCAGUUCCUUCUAUCUAGGAGCCUGUGGGACACAUAUGCUCAGCGCGCAGAUGAUCUCGUCACUGACUUUGUAUCCCUGACCGGCCUGGUAAGCCAAGAGUCUCUCCAUUCGUUAGAGGCGAGCUUCAGGAACUCCCAAAAUCUAGCGCCUGCCCCAUCGCUCAAAAGCGCAGCCUCCUCCUUUUUGGGCAGAUUUUGGGCAGGUUCGUCACACAGUCCGUCCCGCUCAGCAAAUCUGAGUUUACUCAUCCCAGGAAGUAGUAAGGGGGUGAGGAAGUCGUCUUCGGGAAACAGCUUAACUUCCACGGUGAUUUCGAUCGAAACGAUUGGGUCUGACGCUAGCACAGUGGCCACAGAGGUGUCAGAGGAUGUAAUGAGGAAAUCCACAGCUGAAGCAUUGCUGAGUGAUUCGGUCAGCGUCACCGCACCAGCCUCGACAGAUCGGGACCUUCACCAUCAGAUUGAGGAAUUACUCACCGAGCUAUCCAAGGUUCAGCGACAGCAUGUUGAACUCGCGCGUGAUCUUCAACGCGAGCGGGAGGAGAGGGAGGAAGACCGCCGAAUGGGACAAGCCUUGCUGGCUCGAUUACAACACCAGACCACAGAGAUCCGAGACCUCAUUGGCGAAGAGAACAUAGAGGAAGACGAGGAGCUCGAUACGCUAAUUGAACAAGCUAGCAUGCACCUGUUGCAGGAAAAGUCCAAGCGGCUGUCCAUUCUUCAGUCCAAACACCAACUCCGCGAUGCAGUUACUGAAUGGAGGGACAAACAUGGAGCUGAAGUCUCGAAAUGCCAAGAACUGAUGAAACAGUUGGACGAUCGUGAAAGCGAGCACACUUCGCUAAAGGAACAAUUACGCGAAGCCCGAGCUCGGAUUCAAGACGCACACCGGGAUAAGCAACGUCUGGAGCGGACGGUCUCGGAUCUGAAAUCUAGGAACCACUCUGUUCCCGAGUCCCCAUCUGAUCUAUAUACGCCUGUCAGUGAAUUCCCGGAUCUCCGUCUCCCCGCUGCAAAGGCUGGCCUGCGUGAGUUACGGUUAGGCAGACCAGACCAAACCAGGUCAUCGAGUGUCGGGCCCUUUUCCAAGCGAUCAAGCAGCCUCAAUACCCAAGCAGUCCUUGCGACAGAGAAUCAUGAGCCAGUCUCCAAUGAUGCGCUCUUACUUGAAUUGGUGAACGCUAAGACAGCUGAAGCGGUCGCCCGCCAAGAACUCGAAGAAACUAAAGGGAAACUGGACGCGUUACGGAAAAUUAUCAGUGGCUCGACAUCUAUGCCCGCUGCGAGAGCUAGUCCCAUGGAAUCACCAAUUGCUGCGGCCUCGAAUAACGUCAGUCCCGGGGUGAAGGAACCCAACAAAGCGGCUCAUACUCCCUCGGCCAGUACAGGAGGGUUUUUCAGUGGCUGGGGCAAACGUGGUACUUGA
Exophiala aquamarina CBS 119918 is the source of this 2652-nucleotide messenger RNA. RefSeq lists its product as uncharacterized. Lineage: Eukaryota; Fungi; Ascomycota; Eurotiomycetes; Chaetothyriales; Herpotrichiellaceae. The coding region runs from base 1 to 2652 and encodes 883 amino acids. The record is from RefSeq and is a predicted model, not a curated record. The transcript has 3 exons.